AUGGCCACAUCGUCUGAUUUCAUAGGUAAGAACUGCCCCUACUGUGGAGCUGUGGACAGUCUGCAGGUGGAUGAGGCACUUGGUGAAGUUGCCUGCACAGAGUGUGCUCUUGUAGUGGCGAUGGGCCUUGAAGAGAAUGAACUCACACGGUUUAACAAGGAUGCCACGUAUGAUGAUGUGGACCGACACCGUGAACCAGAGAAUGAUGGAUUUAACGCCCAAACAUCUCAAAGUAUUGCCGCCGCGGCUUUAGCCUCCUCAGCGGGAACAGGCAGUGGAGUGAAUGUAUCUAAAGUAACACUUCACCCAGCCAUGUUGAAUUGUAUUCGUGGUCUACAGAAGAAGUCUGCUGUGCAGGAACAGGUGAUUGGACGGGCGGUGGAUCUUGCCAAACACGUUGUGGGUGGGCGACGGGCACGUGGACAACGCGUGGAGCGGCAGAAUGAUAUUGCCGCCGCGUGUUUUAUGAUUGCAGCUGAGCAGUUAAAUCAUCCAGUGCCCUUGGCAGAAUUGCGUUGUUUAGAUGCGUCUCUUGGGGAUGUGGAGUUUCGUCGGGCGGAGAUUGUGCGGGAAUUACACAUGGAGGAAGAGGAACGUCGGUUAAAGACCUGUUUUGUGGAUAACUUACUGACAACCUAUAUACUGAAAUUGGGAUUACAGGUCUCUCUCUAUCUUCCACAGUGUAAACGAUUGUUGGAGGCUAUACAACGCGUAGACACAUUUACACGGAUGGGAAUGGUGGAUAAAAUUAUUAUGGCUCUUCUGCUUUCUCGCACAUCACGUGGGUUUCAAUUAGAUGGGAAAUCAUCACUAGGGAAUAGCAACAGCAAAAGUAUUAAUGGUAGUGGUAGUACUGGUAAUAGUAGUCAUAGUAGUGAAGCUAAUGCACUUUCUACAGAAACAGUAUACGCUAAUUUUGCAGCUAGAGCCCACUUGGAUACUGGAAAGGUGAAGAAGGUAAUGCAGAUGGCAACAGAUAAUCUUAACGCCAUUGUGGUAGAGUUUAAUGCUGUUUCUACUGCAGAGACUAAUGGUGAUAAUAAUAAUAAUAAUAAUAAUAAUAAUAAUAAUAAUAAUAAU
Molecule: messenger RNA, 1080 nt
Organism: Trypanosoma theileri
Lineage: Eukaryota; Euglenozoa; Kinetoplastea; Trypanosomatida; Trypanosomatidae
Product: transcription factor IIB
Exons: 1
Biological process (GO): DNA-templated transcription initiation; transcription preinitiation complex assembly; transcription by RNA polymerase III
Cellular component (GO): transcription preinitiation complex; nucleus; transcription factor TFIIIB complex
Molecular function (GO): RNA polymerase III type 3 promoter sequence-specific DNA binding; RNA polymerase III general transcription initiation factor activity
Source: RefSeq, a predicted model, not a curated record